This is a messenger RNA of Pocillopora damicornis (cauliflower coral), 411 nucleotides long. Its product is annotated as A disintegrin and metalloproteinase with thrombospondin motifs 3-like. Lineage: Eukaryota; Metazoa; Cnidaria; Anthozoa; Scleractinia; Pocilloporidae. The record is from RefSeq and is a predicted model, not a curated record.
AUGACAAAGAGAGAGAUUCAAUAUUACUUCAACGUGGACGACCAUAACAAAGUUCCUGAAUAUGAAGUCUCAAAUCCGUACCAAUCCAACGAUGAAGGAGAGUUUGUGUCAUAUUCCCUGCAUCCCGCCAGAGCAAAACGUAGCCUUGGAUUGGAUGAUUUUUCAUCUUUUAAACUGAAUGCAUUCGGAUCAAACCUUCAUUUAAAACUGAAGAGGAAUGAACACUUAAUAUCUCCGGGUCUCAAGGUUCUCCGUGAGAACAGCGACGGUUCCAUGACGUCAUAUCCAGUACCAGAAAACACAUACUAUCUCGGACAUGUCGCCUCCGAUCCAAGCUCCACGGUCGCCGUCAGCAACUAUGGUGGACUGGUGAGGUUCUCGUUUUACUUUGCUAUCUCUGGCUUUGAUUGA